UGCCUUCUUUCAACUCAAUUCUAUUUAUAGGCUAUUGCUCAAAUUCCAAACGCAGUGUUGGCUGUGGGAAGCACAGACUUUCGGCAGUUCAGGUGUCUAAGUGCUGAACUUACGUCUCUUGACAUGGCAUCUAGAAAAGCAAUGUACACCUGGCACAUACAAUCGCCAGACAUUUCAGAACGGAAAGAUAUCGAAGUGGAGUAUGUCCUCAAGGGGGAUCGUCCAGACGUGGCUAUGGUGCAUAUAAAUGCCGACUACUGGAAUUCGUUUCCGGCCUUGGCUGUCUACAGCGAUUAUAAAACUUGCAUUGUCGACAUAAUAGCCAUGGGACCAAAAGAAGUUUGUUUCCUCUGGACAGCGAAGGGUACUGAGGAUGACGUCUCAAAGGAUUGCCUCAAUGCAUUCAAGAAAAGAUGUGGCGACGGCGUAACUCUGUACGACACUGACAGCUGCCAUACAAAGUACAAUGAAUAAUGCAGCACAGAACUGAUACCGAAUAAAAGA
Molecule: messenger RNA, 504 nt
Organism: Dermacentor andersoni
Lineage: Eukaryota; Metazoa; Arthropoda; Arachnida; Ixodida; Ixodidae
Biological process (GO): symbiont-mediated perturbation of host defenses
Molecular function (GO): amine binding
Source: RefSeq, a predicted model, not a curated record